Chaetomium strumarium is the source of this 1239-nucleotide messenger RNA. RefSeq names its product O-methyltransferase-domain-containing protein. Bases 1 to 1239 code for a protein of 412 amino acids. Lineage: Eukaryota; Fungi; Ascomycota; Sordariomycetes; Sordariales; Chaetomiaceae. The transcript is spliced from 4 exons. The record is from RefSeq and is a predicted model, not a curated record. Gene Ontology annotation, molecular function: O-methyltransferase activity.
AUGGAAGGUUCCAAGAUCGCGGAUAAGUUGGACGCCCUCGCUCAGACACUGAGUGGAGUGGCCCAGAAGCUCAGAGCCGGGAAGGUCUCCCUGCAGACCGACACGGAACAGCGAAUGGAGCUUGUUAAAGCAGGCAACGAAUUGAUCAAUACCGUCAGCCAGCCUGAAGACAAGGUUCACUUGUAUCUAACCCAGCUUUGCCACAUGACUGCCCUCCGCCUGUUCCUGAAGUGGGAUGCCUUCGACAAGAUUCCCAAGGGAAGACGUUCCGACGGAACGCCGCUCACCAUCUCGUACAUCCAGUUGGCCAACAAGCUGGGCGCCGAUGUGUCCUUGAUCACUCGUCUUGGCAAGGUACUUGUGGCCAACGGCACUCUGGAACAGAGAAUCGAGAUAGUCGAGCGCCUCGCGCAUACGCCAUUCUCUGCGCGCCUUACCACUCCGCAGCAGAAGGCAACAAUGGAGUUACUAUUCGAGGACCACUGUCCUACACUCAUGGCCUUGCCGGACUACUUCAACCACUUCGGCCGGAUCGAACCCAAGGACCGCCUGCAGACCCCCGUGGCGUUUGCGGCAGGCAUGCUCGGCUCCCCUGCCUGGGACAUCAUCCAAAGCGAUGAGCGGCGCCGCAAGACCUUCAUGCUCGCCAUGAGCACUGGAUUGGAGUGGGCUAUCUUUCAGUCCACCUACGACUUCAGCUGGAUUGUCAGAGAGGCCAAGAAACAGCCAUCGGACCGCGUGAUUUUCGUCGAUGUCGGCGGUGGAAGAGGCCAGGUUCUCAAGAACCUCUUCGACACAUACCCGACGCUGCCGCGCGAGCAGUGUGUUCUGGAGGACUUGCCUGGCGUCAUCGACCAGGCAAAGCGGGAGCAGCAGCCCGAGCUGGCUGGUGUGCAGAUGGUCGGUAUGGACUUCCAUAAGGAACAGCCCAUCAAGGGUGCUCUAGUGUACUACAUCCGACGCUGCCUGCAUGACUACCACGACGAAACGUGCGUCGGGAUUCUGCGGCAGAUCGCCAACGCCAUGGUCCUAGAUAGCAGACUGCUGAUCUCGGAGACGGUGAUUAACAAUCCGCCGACGGCGUAUCAGAGCGCGAUAGACCUCAUGAUGCUCCUCCUUUCGGGCAAGGAGCGCGGGCUGGAUGGCUUCAAGGAGAUGGCGGAUCAAGCGGGCCUCGUGGUCACGCAGGCGCUCUAUGCGCGUGAGGACAACGGUGUCAUCGAGUGCGUCCUGCGAUGA